Molecule: messenger RNA, 418 nt
Organism: Gilbertella persicaria
Lineage: Eukaryota; Fungi; Mucoromycota; Mucoromycetes; Mucorales; Choanephoraceae
Exons: 2
Biological process (GO): protein phosphorylation
Molecular function (GO): protein kinase activity; ATP binding
Source: RefSeq, a predicted model, not a curated record
AUGAGUUCACACCUUCGUACGCAUUCACUUCAAUCGCGUGUGGAUGCGAAUCAACAACGAUCGAAUGAACCUCAUAUUGAAAAACUACAAGUGAUUAUCCCUCAGCAUCUAUCUAAACAAUUUUCACCUAAGGCCGAUGCUGGAUUACGACCUCUUCAGACAAACAAGAAACGACCUCAACUCCAAGACGUCUUGAACUACUAUACUGAAGAACCCAAAGAAAAAAAGAAACCAGAAUAUCAAUUAGUACAAGAAAAGAAUGUACCUAGUAUCAUUAAAGACUAUCGACGUAAGAAGCAAUACAAGAAAAUGGAAUGUCUAGGCCAGGGUGCAUUUGCUAAAGUGUAUCGUGUGGCUACGAUGGAAGGUCAAUUCUUGGCUGCCAAAGUGAUUGCCAAAUCGUCAUUAACCGAUAAAC